Molecule: messenger RNA, 1485 nt
Organism: Penicillium manginii
Lineage: Eukaryota; Fungi; Ascomycota; Eurotiomycetes; Eurotiales; Aspergillaceae
Product: bestrophin family protein
Exons: 7
Coding region: 1-1485 (494 amino acids)
Molecular function (GO): chloride channel activity
Source: RefSeq, a predicted model, not a curated record
AUGUCAGACAACGAGGGGCCAGUCGCCUCUGAUAAUAACCGUCGUACUCCGACGCUCAGAUCAACUGGUGUACGCCGAAAGGAAAAUGGCGACUCCCCGGAUUCGCAAGCCGAGGGUGCAAAGGAGUGGGAGUCCUUUGGAAGAGCCUCGCGACGCCCUAGCUUUUUGGAUAACCUAGCAGACUCCCGAGACUCACAGUUCCAUGUCGAGGACAAAAGUGAACUAGAAAGAUACUUCCACGGGCCCCGAAAUAUGACCCAACACUCAAAAUGGCCAAUUGUUAUGCGGAUACAAGGGAGUAUAAUGCCACAGCUAAUCAUACCUCUGCUGAUUGUCGGAGGCUGGGCUACACUAAUUACUUGCAUGUCUCAUUUCUAUCACGAUCUCGGAAUCAACAAUAUUUUACUUACCGUACUGGGAUUCCUAGUUGGCUUGUCGCUGUCAUUCCGUGGCUCAACUGCCUAUGAAAGAUGGGCAGAUGGACGAAAAUACUGGGCCUCACUUAUCCAAACUUCGCGGAAUUUAGCCCGUAUUAUUUGGAUACAUAUUGAUGAAAGGGAAGAUGAGGGGAACGUGGAUCUGCUAAGAAAGCUAUCUGCUCUCAAUUUGAUCCUCGCGUUUGCAGUGGCUUUGAAGCACAAACUUCGAUUUGAACCAGAUGUUGCAUACGAAGACUUGGCAGGAUUAAUUGGCCAUUUAGAUACGUUUGCCCUUGAUGCCCACGAUCGGGAGAUGUUGAAUCCUCACCAUAAAACACCGUGGAAGUCAGUGGGUGAAUAUUUGAGCUUGUCAUUUGCCAAAUCAAAUCCACGCAAAUUAAUCAAGCGUUCGAAAAAGCCACUUGGGCAUCUCCCUGUUGAGAUUCUCCUUCAUUUAUCUUCCUAUGUUGAUUCUUGUGUCAAGAAUGGCACACUUUCCUCGCCCAAUUCCAGGGUCAAACAAGUAGUGACAUUAAUUGCCUCACUGAACGAGAUUUUGACUGGAACAGAGCGGGUCUUGGAUACACCUCUCCCUGCUGCUUAUAGCAUUGCUAUCGCCCAGAUAUCCUGGAUAUACGUUAUGCUGCUUCCUUUCCAGCUUUAUAAAUUCUUGAAAUGGACUACUAUUCCUGCCUCCAUGGUUGCUGCAUAUAUUAUAAUUGGUCUCCUCACAAUCGGUAGCGAGAUCGAGAACCCUUUUGGCCAUGACGUGAAUGAUCUCCCACUUACGUCGUACUGUCGCCAGAUUGCAAAAGAGCUUGAUAUAAUCACUGCAAGUCCUGCUCCAGAUAUUGAAGAUUUUAUGACACGCCCGGAAAAUCUUGUUCUGUUCCCGCUUAGCCAGGCUGGGUAUCCUACGUGGAAAAAUAGAAACAGAGAGGACAUCAGAGCCGCUUUGCGUGCCAAAUUCGUUGCAAAUCCAACCCAAAACCCUGCUUUAGCUGGCUCAAGUCAGUCCACAAGGAAGGCAAGUUUCUCCACAAGGCAGACGAUGGAGUCUGUUUGA